CGCCCAGGACUGCCCGGUUUUUCCCGCCCUUCACUGGCCUCCAGAGGAGGGUCAGAGUUCACACCGCUCCCUGGGGAUACCUGCCGGGGAAUGCGAGGACUAGUAGGUGACAGACGUCCUUCAGGUCUUGAAUCUUAAGAAGCAAAGGACAUACUUUUGGGCUAACUCCGCCGAGAACUAGGAGGCGGGAAGAGAUUGUGUGGGCGGGGUCGGAGGUGAAAGGUCAUAGGGCUACGAAAGGGGCGGAGCGAGCCGGAGGCGGAUGGCGGCUGAGGCGGCUCAACAGCUUCGGCGGCAGAGGCGCUGAAACGGGGACGUGGGUCGGGCGCGUCCGGCAGUGGGAGGAGAGCGGUGGCCGCUCCCAACAUGCACAGCCUGGCGACGGCUGCGCCUGUGCCUACUGCACUGGCUCAAGUAGAUAGAGAAAAGAUCUAUCAGUGGAUCAACGAGCUGUCCAGUCCUGAGACAAGAGAAAAUGCUUUGUUGGAGCUAAGUAAGAAACGAGAAUCUGUUCCUGACCUUGCACCUAUGCUGUGGCAUUCAUUUGGUACUAUUGCAGCACUUUUACAGGAAAUUGUAAAUAUUUAUCCAUCUAUCAACCCACCCACCUUGACAGCACACCAGUCCAACAGAGUUUGCAAUGCUCUGGCAUUACUGCAAUGUGUGGCAUCACACCCAGAAACCAGGUCAGCAUUUCUUGCAGCACACAUCCCACUUUUUCUGUACCCUUUUUUGCACACUGUCAGCAAAACGCGUCCUUUUGAAUAUCUUCGGCUAACCAGUCUUGGAGUUAUUGGGGCUCUGGUGAAAACAGAUGAGCAGGAAGUAAUCAACUUUUUAUUGACAACAGAAAUUAUCCCUUUGUGUUUGCGCAUUAUGGAAUCAGGAAGUGAGCUCUCUAAAACGGUUGCCACAUUCAUCCUCCAGAAGAUCCUUUUAGAUGACACCGGUUUGGCUUAUAUAUGUCAGACAUAUGAGCGUUUCUCUCAUGUUGCCAUGAUCUUGGGUAAGAUGGUCCUGCAGCUGUCCAAAGAGCCUUCUGCCCGUCUGCUGAAACAUGUAGUGAGAUGUUACCUUCGACUCUCAGAUAAUCCCAGGGCACGUGAAGCACUCAGACAGUGCCUCCCUGACCAGCUGAAGGACACAACCUUUGCCCAGGUGCUAAAAGAUGACACCACCACGAAACGCUGGCUUGCACAACUGGUGAAGAACCUGCAAGAGGGCCAGGUCACCGAUCCCCGGGGUAUCCCCCUGCCCCCUCAGUGAUCCUCCCCUGUCCCCUCCCACUGCUCCCACAAGUUGGGGAAGGGAGAGGGAGCCUUCAAGGAAAACAGCUCAGGUUUUAUCGCCGACCGGGAAUAGACAACCUCAAUGCUGAACUGCACUGGAGAAGAGGGGCACGGUGCCCUGCCGAGGUGUGCGAGCUGCCCUCUCAGGCUGCCUCAAGGACCUGGGCUCCCUCUGCUACUCCCAGGAAAUGGGCUCCUGACACAGCAGUCUGCCACCGCAGCCCCAGGAGGGUGUCAACACCAGCAAAUGCUGUAUUUGCAGCAUGCCCAAGAUGACCCUUCUCCCCAACCUCUACCUAGCCAUUGGCAGGGAGAGGAGACAGUGGCGAUAGCAGCAGCACUCUAGGCUUGGUGAACGCCUGGGACCAAGCCAUGUGGCAUUUUUUUAUUUUGCCUUUCUGGAAGACUCAAGAUGUGUCUCUUCAUUCUCUCUCUCAGUAUUUGUUUACUUAGUUUUUUUUGGUUUUUUUUUUGUUUUGUUUUGUUUUUAAUCUCAGAGAGAGGUGUGUUUAGUGACACAAGCUGUAAUAUUCAGCAAAACUUUGUCAAUUGGCACUGUUUACAAGUCUGUUAGCUGCAUAAGCUCAAUAAAAAAUUGGUCUGGGCAUUACAUCCCCUCCAGCAGACCAAUAGCUGCAUGAACUGUUGGGAGGAAUGGGAGGCAGGGGAAAGGUAUAAAGCCAAAGGACAGCGGGAACCCACCGCCAAUUUCCCUUUCCUUUCCCAUUCUUCUGCCCUCAGUUCUGGAUGCCACAAGGACCUUAACCUUGUUUUUGGCUAAAUUUAGCUGCUAGCUUUUUCCAAUUUCCGUGCUUUUCCCCUUUUCACUUUCCUCCUAUUAAACUUAAAACAGACGUCUUAAUUCAUCAGACUAUUCUAGAAGGGUAUUACAUUGGAGGAGGAGAGAUGUUGCUGGAUCUCACCUUCAUUUCAAGUCCUCAAAGGUAUUUUCUGGAUGACUUUUUAAAGGGAGGGAUAAGAGGAUAGGCUACUUGAUCCCAUUCUUUGCUUUAAUGUGAAUUUCUGAGCUCCAUCUGUCUUCAUGAUUGUACUUGAAGCAGUAUUACCUGAAUUAAUUUUAUUGAUUUAAAAUAGAGGGCUGAGUCCACUAUCUUAGUCCACUCAGUCUUUUUUUUUUUUUUUUUUUGACACAUUCCCUUUUGGUCUACGGGAAUUACAGGGUUGCCACUAAAAUGUUUUCCACUUGUUCAUAUUGUGUUAUAGAAUCCUCCUUCCUUAUCUGGAGCUUUAGAUGACUCUGUUCACAAUCCAGUGUAAAAUGCCUUGCUUUCCCCCAACCCUUCCCCCUACCAACACCUGCUCUCUCUGUUAUCUCCAUCCCCAAUCAAAUAUGGGAUUGUUAAUCCAACUCUAGAAAGAGACCAAGUAUUUCUGUCCACGUCUCUGAACAAGUGUCUCUGAAGGUGUCUCUGAACAAGUUUGGGGAGGGUCUAUAAGAGGCAAGCUCACAGAAACCUUUUUGCAGAGGCAGUUUUGCUAACACAAGGGCUCUUUCAAGCCGACUUUCAUAAAGGGAGCCGGCCUUGUUAGUUGGCUUCUGUCUCUUUAGAGCCAAGAAAGUAGUAAUUAAAUAGCUUAGAUGUAGGAAGGGUAGGAUAAGCACUUAUUCCCCUGCCUUCCAAAAUGAAGAGGAGAAGCAGGCCAGCAGCUCUCAACAAUCUCAAGCCUGAAGAGGAGAGAUCUUGGAGAAACAAACAACGUGGACUGGAUAAACAUCUUGACUCCCUUCAACCCAUAGUUUGUAUCUGGAGAGUCCAGCUAGGGUAACCCUGAUUUUUGCCAACCGCCUUACUGCUGAGCCAGUUUUUCCCCCUCCACUGGGGAAGCAGCUGAGGCCCAGGGCCUUGCUCCCUGGGAAAUUCUCCAUCUUUCGGUGCAUUGGCCAUGUUGCUGUGCCAAUAGUGUCUUAAUUCUUGUUCCAUCUGUUCUCAGCUGGCCUUGGACCCCAUGUAGAAGUUGUAGAGGAGGGAUGGAAAUGAGUAUUAUUCCUUGUAGUUGGUCCUGAUGUCAUGUGUGUAUAAAGAGACUUCUCCCCUCAUUUUAUGUUUUCCAUCCCUCUCACUCCCUCUACAGGACUGAAAUAAAACAUGCUUCUGUUUUUAUAAAAAUAA
This is a messenger RNA of Pteropus alecto (black flying fox), 3421 nucleotides long. RefSeq names its product CCR4-NOT transcription complex subunit 9 (gene CNOT9). The record is from RefSeq and is a predicted model, not a curated record. NCBI's taxonomy places the organism in Eukaryota, Metazoa, Chordata, Mammalia, Chiroptera, Pteropodidae. The coding region runs from base 367 to 1266 and encodes 299 amino acids. Gene Ontology annotation, biological process: mRNA catabolic process; negative regulation of translation. Gene Ontology annotation, cellular component: CCR4-NOT complex; P-body; CCR4-NOT core complex. The transcript has 8 exons.